GACGUCGUGAAGACGAAGACAAAAAUGACCGCGGCUGUCCUAGCUUGCUGUCGCUACAACAAUGACGACGGAGAGACAACACGAAAAUCGAUGGAUACAGAAUAUAACACGGAAUACCAGGCAUGGCCGUAUCAAGAAAAGGAACAAAUUAGGCCGCCAUCAAACAGAGAAUUAAGCUUCGAUGCAUCGGGACAACACGACAUGAAGACAAUGUACGAACAAACCUACGUCAAUCAUCCCAGAACAUCUAGAACGUUAUGCAUCAGACCCCAACAGAAUCAGCACAAUGACCUACAAGAAUAUUUCCACUAUAUAUCAACAUACAAAGAUAAUUUUCGUGAUACUUACGGUUUAAACCAGCGACGUCGAUCAUUUCGACCUUGUCUUGCGGAUGGGAAAUUCAUAACGCAAAGUGACGAAGAGAAAUUAUCGGUUAGUCACGAAACAUACAGAAGAUACAGCAAUAAAGAAUGCUCAACAGCCAAGAGAGCACCAAUAAUCAUUAAACCGGAUAUAGGUGGUGUCAUUCCCAAAUCAGAAGAUAUUAGAGAGGAGAAAACUACAGUACAAGAUAACUUCAAGUGGCCGGGUCUGCAAAAAAGAACGCAGUCAAUAAUUCCAUGCCCAGCUAAUAGCCUAAAUAAAAAUUGUCGGAUGAAUCUUUUAACAACGAACAAAGCGGAUUUCGAUUAUAAACUACCUGAUCCUUGCCAACCAGUGCCUAUACUGGUAAAAGAAAAGGGAACACGGGAGAAUUGGCGUUUCGAUCCAUUCAAUCAUCGAUCUACAGUUCAGGAUGAUUAUAUCCAGCAUCCGUUUGUGCUGAGACCGAAAUCAUUCAAGCCUCUACAACAUUACGUGGUAUCUGAGACCCCGUUCCAACCACAAACUCUGUACAAAGACGAUUUCAAACAAUUGCCAUACCAGGGACCACCAAAACCGUACAAAUUGGACGGAAACCUUCAGGUACGACAAAAAUGCCCAUUUCAAGGAUCAACGCAGUACACUGACGAAUUUGUUCACCCACCUGCGAGUUACCGCCGUCGUCAGUUUUCAAAGUCCACACCAACAAGGGCACUGAAAGGAAAAUUCUAUGACGAUACGUCUUAUAGCAUGAACUUUCGACAGUUCGAUAAUUCUCAGACCGCCCCUCGGGUUAACUUUAAACCGGUCAGAAAAUACAAACCACCAACUAUUGCUUUCCAGGUCGAAUCGACAGCUCAUGCACAUUACAAAGGAGAGCAAGCCCCGCCGAGCACGAUAUGCAAUCCCAAGACAAAACCUAGAAUAAACGAUGCAAAAUGUUCAUGUUCUUGUUAAGGGAGAUUUCAAUAUUUAUGUAAUUUGAUAACAUUUGAAUCAUGUUCUUACAAUCUUAUUUGUAAAACAAGUAGAUAUGCUCACAUGAGUUUA
Messenger RNA from Styela clava, 1413 nucleotides. RefSeq lists its product as uncharacterized. The record is from RefSeq and is a predicted model, not a curated record. Gene Ontology annotation, cellular component: sperm flagellum; axonemal microtubule; ciliary basal body. Gene Ontology annotation, molecular function: microtubule binding. Lineage: Eukaryota; Metazoa; Chordata; Ascidiacea; Stolidobranchia; Styelidae.